AAAUGCAAUUCUCCAUCAUCACCAUCGCGGCCUUCUUCGCUGCUACUGCCAACGCAACCGUCUAUCUCGGUCUCCGCACCGGUGUCGACGGCAGCAAGUCUCAGGUUGCCUGGACCAACGGAACCCCCGACAUCUGCAGUGGAUUCAGCACCAUUGUCAACAGCGACAGCAACCCCUGCGGCAGAGACUUCUACGUUGACGGCAACAACGGGCCCUUCCGCUUCGAGGGAUGCGGUGGAAAUGGUCUGACCCUGUUCCGCAAUGGCCAAUUCAACAGCAACUGCAAGUAUGAUGCGAAGACCAUCUCUUGCUCUGGUGGUGUCAAGAUUGCCCAGGGAUGGAACUGUGCUUAGUUGAUCUGUUAUUAUGAAGUCAUUGAUGUGUAAAGAAGUAGUGAGAGAUGUCAGGAAUCGAGUUAUACUAUUGAGAUUACAUGACCUCGUAGCUAUCUGAUACCUACCAUGCUAAUUCUGGUCGUGCCAUACAACUGGCAGCUUCAAGUUUCGAACAAAACUGUUCCUCUUCGCUUAGUUUACUUGUCGCCAUUUCUCCAACCACUUUGGGAAUAAUAGGCCAGAUUUCUCGUCCUCCUUGUUUCUCUUCUUUCUUCCUGUGUUCCAUAACCUGACUGCGGACGGUAUUUUGGAAAUGAAU
Messenger RNA from Aspergillus wentii DTO 134E9, 654 nucleotides. RefSeq lists its product as uncharacterized. The record is from RefSeq and is a predicted model, not a curated record. The annotation marks the transcript as partial. NCBI's taxonomy places the organism in Eukaryota, Fungi, Ascomycota, Eurotiomycetes, Eurotiales, Aspergillaceae. The transcript has 2 exons.